GACUUUUUUGAAACAAUACGUAACGAACAGUGAUUGUCAAGGCAAGCAUCAUGCAACGCCGCCAGUCAUCAGGACAGGAUCGCAUUCCUGUGUGGUCUUCUACUGUACGGUGAGCUCUUUGCUAGCUACUACCACACACGACACGGAUGAUUUGUAGAAGAAUGCAUUUACUAGCAGAAUCGUUUUCCUCAAGUUGAUCGCAGUAUGGAUCAUAAGUCAGAUUUGGCAGUACCAAGUGGUAGACGCCGUGUACGUGCUUACUGCUCAAGGCAUAACCCAUGGACCAAAGCUAUAUUUUGUUCUCUUCUGCAAUUCAUACAUAUUGGGUUUUUAUACAAUUUUGGACUGUUUUUUGAUAAACUACGGCAGGAGUUCCACAGUAAUGUUGCAAUAACAGGUUGGGUUGGAUCUCUCAGCUACUGUCUAUUUACAUUUGGUACAAUAUUAACAACUUGGUUACUUCGCUACCUAACCUACCGCAAAGUCGCCACCAUCGGCGUCUUACUUGGAAGUGUGUCGCUUUUCGUCAGUUCCUUCUCCCCCAAAAUACUAUACCUUAUCAUUUUAUACGGAAUCUUUUUUGGAAUGAGUUCCAAUGUGUCUAUGUUUGUAACGCUUGAUUUUAUGGUCGUGCUAUUUGAAGAUAAACGAAGAGCCAGGGCAAUGACAGUGGUAACACUCGGAGCAACUAUUGGUAAUUUAUCUAUGAGCAACCUGGUUGAAUACAUUCUGGAGCAGGUUGGUUGGAGGUGGACGUUUCGAAUAUUUGCUGCCAUUCUACUCUUGGUUGGUAUAGGAUGCUGCUCUUUCUUUGGUGCUCCAAAUUGUGUUGAAAAAAAUGUUGAAAAAAAUGUGAAAAAGAAAGAAUUGAAAGCUCCAAGUGGUCAUUUACUUUGCUUUCCUGAAGCCUGGUUAUUUAGUUUUGCAACUGUCAGUGCAGCUGUGGCUAUGGCCUUUCAAUAUGUUAACAUGGCUAGCUUCUUUGAAUUCAUUGGUCUAAGCGAUCAGAAGAGUGCAACUGGAAUCUCGUGCAGUGCUUUUGGUGAUUCAUUUGCUAAAGUUCUGUUCAUCAUGGCCGCUCCGUGCAUUUCUUUUCCUCUUAUAUAUUGCAUACCUGUCUGUUUAUUGGUGUCAUCUGUGUUAUGCUUUGCCUUGACCCAGACUACGAACAUAUUUGCAGUUUUCUUCAUUUCAUUCUGUUACGGUAUGCCUAGAGGCAUAUUCAAUGCACUACAGUUAGCCGUUGGUUUGGAAGUAUUUGGUACCAGCAGAAGUAAAACAUCUGCAAAUCUUCUGUUGUUCUGGAGCGGCAUUGGUUACCUCGCAGGACCGUAUAUUCAUGGUUCCUUGUACGAUGCAUCUGGUUCAUACUACCCAGCUCUCUACAUCUGUACUGCGUUGUUUUUUGUUUCCUCUUUCACAACGUUAUUAACUCCACUUUGGCAAAAGUAUUUUGCACCAGUACGUUACAUGGUGGAUUAUAGACUUCAGAACGCUGCACAAGAAUAUCGACACCAGUCAACAGAACCUGUAUAUGAACAGAUGAUAUCUGUUGUUUAGUACCUCAGUAGGACAAGCAAAAUUCUUAUAUAAUUAUUUUUAAUAUAGAAAUUAAGGUGCUCAAUAAUUUAAAAAGUCAAAUUAUUAAUCAGUUUAAAUCUCUUGUCUCCUUAAAACAUUUUUUUAAUGUACAGUAUUGAUAAAACGAAACGUAUGAGUAUAUAUAAACAUUAAAUAUCCGUAAAACCUCGAAUUGAAACCCUCGGCUUCUUUUUGUUUGCGAACUUUGGAAGGGCUUCUUUUCGAGACUACUUUUGCAAAGUAAAGAGGGGGCUUCUUUUUAAAAUGAAUGCUGUAAAUUUUGGAAUGUACAACUAUCAAACAAUAUAAAUAGGGCCACUGUAACAUCCGUCUGUAUACCGGCAUUAAAUCAUCUAAACUGUAUAAACCGAACCUGUUUUUAAUUUAGUAUUUAUUUAUUUAUUUAUUGGGUUUCAUUGAAAUUCAUUUACAGUGUAUGUAGGCCGAAAAAACCCCUUCUAUCGAGGCUACUUUUGAAAAUUAAAGAGGGGGCUUUAAUAAUUAGACCAGUAAUUGCAUUAUAUUGUUUGUAAAAUUGUGCAGCAAGGCACAACACACACAGAGAACCAAUGGUCUGGUGGUCAAUAAUUUGAAUAAAAUUUACUGAGAGUUAAGGCUUCGAUGUCAAUUUUGGUAAUUAAUGAUUGUCUAUGUAUGGCCAAGCAACCGUUUAUUACGUCCGAUUAGUUAAACAUUAAUUUGAGAAAUUGCAUCAAAGGCGAUGAGUUGUAAAAACUGUUCAAGCAUGAGACAGUUGUAUUCUAAUUGAAUUAUUUACUAGGUACUGGCAAUGUACUUUACGUAGAAUAAGCAUUUCUUUGGGAUGAAUCUAAUGUGAAUAAAUAUAUAAUACGUGUCUAUAUAGAUGUGGGUAUGUGUGUAUACUAAAUCAGCGCCACGUUAGCAAACAUAGUUAUGAACAGUACAACAGCAUUAAAGGGCUAAUUAUAUUGUACUAAAAUCAUAGGUAAAAAUUACUAUUACUAUAUAAUUUUAGCAACCGACGCGUUAAAACCUAACAUGUUAAAUGUAAAAUGGACCACAAUUCCAUAGGAAAAUUAUCACGCAAAGUCAAAUGAAAUUUCAAUAUAAGAGUGGCAGACUGCAUUCAAA
Anneissia japonica is the source of this 2694-nucleotide messenger RNA. Its product is annotated as monocarboxylate transporter 3-like. NCBI's taxonomy places the organism in Eukaryota, Metazoa, Echinodermata, Crinoidea, Comatulida, Comatulidae. The coding region runs from base 205 to 1560 and encodes 451 amino acids. Gene Ontology annotation, biological process: transmembrane transport. The transcript is spliced from 7 exons. Gene Ontology annotation, molecular function: transmembrane transporter activity. The record is from RefSeq and is a predicted model, not a curated record.